AUGCUGUUGAUAAUACUCUCACACCCUUCAACGUUCGUGUCUUACGUUGUUGCAUAUACUAUCCUUAACUUCUAUAAGAAUAGCAUACGACAGCUCCAGAUAGUCAUAGUUGAACACCAGCAGCACCAGCUCAAGAACAAUAUAAAUCAUGAUCUCAGUCCGUGGUGUGGGUUGACCACACUCAAUAAUAAUCACUUUCUUAACAAACAAUUUAUGGAUGUUUUAGCUUCGCAUAUCAUAUUUGGCAGCGCAUGCUCUAUACCCUUGUUGCUGAUAAGAAAUUCGCCUACACCUGCGAUGAACUUUAAUGUGAUGGAGAAACCGCAACAGAAAACGCUAGAAGUGGUUAUAGCUGACUUGCAGCCUCAAUUCCAGGCCCGUACACAAACAAAUGUGGUUGGAUUUCUCUACCAUCCAAUAUUACUAAUGAAUGAUAUCAGAGGGAGGAUGUUGGGCUCAGGGAAGGUGAUCUUCACAUCUCCACUACACGGAGAAGUUGAUGGCAUAGUGCAACAGUUUAGAAACAAUAAUGCUGUAGAUGAAGUUGUAGUAUUGGACUUCUUUCAAAACCAGGACACUCUCCAAAGUUCCGUAGCAUCACACUUCUUGGUUUAUUCCAAUUUGUUCAAUAUCCAGUACCAAGGGACAUCUUCUCUAGCCCAUCAACAACCUAGGGUACGGCACCCUGCUACGGCCCUUUGGCUACCAAGCUUUAAAGCCAUAACCAACUCCAAUGGGGAGCAUCUACUUAGCUACGAGACAAACCACAAUUCCAGUCGAACGACUACAAUAUCCAUCCAAACGAAUUCGUACAACCCGAUCAGAGAAGAGAUCGUGGCGCAUUUGGACUUGUUAAUGGCACUAGGAACCGGCGAUUUUGUUCUACAAGUGAUAAACCAGGUACUCCAAGGAAGGAGAAUCCUGUCCGUCCUCUAA
Messenger RNA from Dujonia railenensis, 936 nucleotides. The record is from the annotation of a GenBank genome assembly. Lineage: Eukaryota; Fungi; Ascomycota; Pichiomycetes; Serinales; Debaryomycetaceae.